AUGGAACCAUUUCAAGAUAUUCACAAGUUGGAGCAGUAUCGAAAAAGAUUAGGAAUGCAUCAUGCAGUGUCAAAUACAAAUGGGAAAAUAUGGGCAUUCAUGGAUGCAUAUGUGGAAUAUGAAGUAGUGGUAGAUGCUGAACAACAAAUUACUCUAAAGAUAACAAACCAAGCUCAGGAGUUGGAAGUGUUGGUAACAUUGGUAUCUGCUAAAUGUACCAUUGCAGAAAGAUUACAAUUAUGGGAAUCAUUGGAUCAUAUCGCUGAGGCAGUGCCAAUGCCGUGGGUGGUGGGGGGAGACUUUAAUACCAUCAUGAACGAGGAGGAGAAAUUGGGAGGACUACUAGUAUUAGCUAAAGAGACUCAAGAUUUCAAUCAUUGUAUAAAUGUGUGUAAUCUGGAAGAUCGGGGCUUUAAGAGGAGUAAAUAUACUUGGUGGAAUGGUAGAACGGAUGAAGAUUGCAUAUUCAAGAGGUUGGAUAGGGUUUUGUGCAAUGAUGAGAUGAGUAAUAAAUUUCCAGUGAUUGAAGUAGAGCAUUUAACCAGAAGUGGGUCUGACCACUCUCCUUUGUUACUAAAAUGCAGUAUUAGCAAUGAAGGGGUGGUUAAACCAUUUAGGUUCUUAAACUUCUGGAUAAAAAAGGAGACGUUUAAAAAGGUAGUAAAACAAAAUUGGAUUGCAGAUUUUGAAGGCAAUCCUUUUGGCAUAUUUCAUCAUAAGCUGAAGAGAGUUAAGAGGGCACUUUCGCAAUGGAGUAAAGAAACCUUUGGCAAUAUUUUUCAAGAAAUAGCCACCCUUGAAGACACUAUCAAAGUUCUUGAAAAACAAUUUAAGGAGGUUCCGUGUGGAGAAAACAGAAGCAGACUGCAGAAAGCUCAAGCGGAUUUAUAUACACAACUACAAAGGGAGGAAGAUUUCUGGAAGCAGAAGGCAGGUUUUGAAUGGUUCAAAGAUGGUGAGAGAAAUACAAGAUUCUUUCAUACUAUAGUCAAAGGAAGGAGGAGUAGACUUAGAAUAAAGAGAAUUCAGAAUGAAGAUGGGGAAUGGGUUGAGCAACAAGACAAUAUAGCUGAAAUGGCAGUGGAAUUCUAUAAAGGGCAAUUCACUAAAGGUGAGGAAAUUGAAGAUUUCGAUAUGUUGAACGAAAUAGCAAGAAUGGUCACUGAUGAUUAG
Molecule: messenger RNA, 1173 nt
Organism: Solanum verrucosum
Lineage: Eukaryota; Viridiplantae; Streptophyta; Magnoliopsida; Solanales; Solanaceae
Exons: 1
Coding region: 1-1173 (390 amino acids)
Source: RefSeq, a predicted model, not a curated record